Fonsecaea erecta is the source of this 1122-nucleotide messenger RNA. RefSeq lists its product as hypothetical. The record is from RefSeq and is a predicted model, not a curated record. NCBI's taxonomy places the organism in Eukaryota, Fungi, Ascomycota, Eurotiomycetes, Chaetothyriales, Herpotrichiellaceae. The transcript has a single exon. Bases 1 to 1122 code for a protein of 373 amino acids. Gene Ontology annotation, biological process: carbohydrate metabolic process.
AUGGCAUCCGAUGACCAAGCAAAUCUCCCGAAAUUCCUCCAGGCCAUGGAGUCCAUCUAUGGGCCUUUCCCAAAAUCGACCGACCAGAAUCUCUCCAAAUGGGUACCCCCGCCGGCCGCCGAGGGCCAUCGAGGCCGUUAUCUCUGGACAGACGGGUUCGCCGUCGUCAACUUCCUGACCUUGUACCAGCUGACCCACGAGGACCGUUACCUCACCUUCGCCCAGAACCUCAUCACCACCGUGCACAACAUCCUGGGGUAUACACGCAACGGCAAAUCUCGCCUGCCCGGUGCCACGGACCAGCAUCCCCUCAAAGGCGGGUUGCGGAUUGGGAAGCACGACGAAUCCGGCUCCGACGGCGACGGCCAGUAUUUCCACUACCUCACGGUGUGGAUGUUCGCCCUCAACCGCAUGAGCCUGGUGAGCGGGAACCGGUGGUACAACGACCAAGCCAUCUCCAUGGCCCAGGCCGUCCUCCCGCACUUCAUGUCCAACGCCGAGUCGCACCGGCCGCGGAUGUUCUGGAAACUCAGCGUGGAUCUCGCGCAGCCCCUCGUCCUGUCGGAGGGCAACCUCGAUCCCGUCGACGGCUAUGUCACCUACAAGCUCCUCCAAUCCUCGAAUCCCGACGACCCGGAGAUCCUGAGCGAAGAAGUCUCGCUGUUCAAGAAGAUCGUCGACAAGAAGCUCCGGGACUACACGUCCACCGACACGUUGGACCUGGGCAUGACCCUGUGGACGGCCCAUUGGCUGACGCCCGAGGAGGAGUGGGCGAACAAUCUAACGAGCCGCGCGAUCGGCUGCGUCAAACAGCUGCUGGAGAACGACUACUUUGACCAGCCGGUCGCUCAACGCCUCGCAUUCCGCGAAUUCGGAACCGCGCUUGGUAUUAAAGCCGCGCUCUCCGGCGGAACCGACGAGGAUGGUCUGCGCCGCGAGGACGAACUGGUCGACGCCGAGAUCCGCUCACUGCCUGGCUUGAUCUGUCGGACCUGGGAAGAAGCAGGGCUGGUCCCCGUGCCGACCAAGAAGAUGCAAGGGCGCAUGGCCGAGCUGAUGCCCAUCACGGCGGUCAUGUACGCAACUGCCCUAAUUCCUGGGCUGAUGUGUAAACCAUCAUGA